AUGCAGGAGAAGGAGCUUUCGCCAGUACCUGCCUCCAAGUUCAGACCUCAGUCCUCGUUACCCCAUAGUGCAGCUCUUAUCCUCACUCGAGGACUUUCGCAACAAACCAAAACUGCAUCUCAAUCACGGCGGUCCUCAACAGUAGCCACAACCCCAAAGACCGCCAUUGGACUACAGCUGCCUCCUGCAUCUUGCCCUGGCCCCAAAUUCGUCUCCCGCCAGCAUCAACCUGCGUUCGAUCGGAGCUUCCGGUUGGAGCGAUCUUUUCAUCGCAAUCCUCCCAAUCCGGCGCAGCAAGUGAACUCUGCAAGAGACGAACGUGAACGACGCCAGCCACAGAACAAAGAGUCCGAGUCCAUUGGGUGCUCACCGCCAGUACCAGACGACAAAGAAAGAAAGAGUCCGGACGACCAGCAGCUUCCACGUUUCCGCGUUCAGCCAAGCUUCCCUAUCCCUCACAUCCAACACGUCGACCGAUCACGAAGCGAAAUAACGCGCACAUCUUGA
This is a messenger RNA of Sporothrix schenckii 1099-18, 507 nucleotides long. RefSeq lists its product as uncharacterized. The transcript has a single exon. The record is from RefSeq and is a predicted model, not a curated record. NCBI's taxonomy places the organism in Eukaryota, Fungi, Ascomycota, Sordariomycetes, Ophiostomatales, Ophiostomataceae. The coding region runs from base 1 to 507 and encodes 168 amino acids.